AUGUCAACAUCCACUUCCAAGUGGUUGGUCUUUGCGGUUGCAAGUGGAGCUUGUGCCGCCUUGAAUGGUGUCUUCGCCAAACUCACUACAACACAGUUAACCACAGCAUGGGCUGAAUCUCUGUCUCACAUCUUUGGCUUAUCAGGUCCAAACAAGUUCUUUGAAUAUCUGGUUCGCGGUCUCUUCUUCGUCCUGAACCUCGUUUUCAAUGGAGUCAUGUGGGGUCUCUUUACGCGCGCCCUCACCCUCGCCUCGAGUACAACAAGAGUCAGUGUCAUCAACACAUCUGCAAACUUCAUGAUCACCGCCGUCCUGGGCGUCUUGAUCUUCUCCGAAUCUUUGCCUGGACUUUGGUUGCUUGGAGCUGCCAUGUUGGUUGCUGGAAGUGUUAUUAUUGGAAGAAGAGAAGAAGGAAAAGAGACAGGCGAUGCGGGUACUGCUGGUGCUGAACCGACUGUGCUUGCGGCAGACAGCUCAGAGACCACGCCAUUCCACGAUGAGCCAGAUGCGCCCCUGGAUGGAAGUGACCAAGAUGAAGCCUUCAAAGAUGCGCCCAGCACACACGAGUUGGAGAAUACGAACAAGGUCUGGUCAAGCUGA
Molecule: messenger RNA, 600 nt
Organism: Aureobasidium melanogenum CBS 110374
Lineage: Eukaryota; Fungi; Ascomycota; Dothideomycetes; Dothideales; Saccotheciaceae
Exons: 3
Coding region: 1-600 (199 amino acids)
Source: RefSeq, a predicted model, not a curated record